CAUCUCUGCUUUUCGGUUUGUUUGCUCAUUUUUGUACAAUUUUUUUAAUCAUGUCCAAUAGAAAUUUAACCGAACUUUACUUUUUGCUUCGUAACAAUUUUCUAUACAGUAAAAAUGUGUAUUCUGAUGAAGGUAACAUUGCUGCCAACAAUGACUAUUCGCUACCAUCAGACGUCGCCAGGUUUUAGAAGAAUUGAGAUGCACUCUCAUACUCAAUUGAAUCAAAUAAGUAGGAACGACCAAAAACUAUGAGUACAGAUAAUGUUGCGUUAUUAGACAUAAGUACGAGAAAAAGUGUCCAAUUGACCAACCAACCGAAUUGGAUUGGAAAAUAUGAGGAAAUACAGUUUCUCAUUUCAAAAAUUGAAACUCGAAUAGAAGAUCUGCUUCGCAUUCAUGAUACAAAAGUAAGGUCGGUGCUAAAUGAAGAUCCUGAAAACGAACUGAAGGUACAUGAAUGUGGUAAAGAAAUUUCAAAAUUAAUUUCAAAUUGCCACGGUCACAUAAAAUCGAUGAGUUCGUCGUCCAGAAGUUUCAACCGUCUUGAAUGUACCUUACUGCUAAAUGUAGAGAAAAAUUUGCUUACAUCUUUGCAGCAUGUAACGAAACGAUUUCGACAAAGUCACACAGCUUACAUCAAUGAGCAGAACAAUACGCAACAAAAAUCGAAAGCUAUUUUCCAAAAUAUUUCAACGAAUGUUGAGUCCGUAAAUUCUGUAGAUACCUUUGACAACUUUCUGAAUUUGAAUGUUCCUGGAAAUGAAUAUGAUGAUAAUGAUGAUGAUAAACUUGAUCAAUAUUUUCAAUUACCUGCGUCAGGAAAGAGUAUUAAUCAGAAACAACUUAUGAUGAUAGAAGCAGAUAAUACAAAAAGCAUUCAAAAUCGGGAACAGGAAGUGGCAAGAAUUGUUAACUCUAUAGAGGAUUUGAAUACGGUAUUCAAAGAUCUUUCUCAGUUGGUUCAAGAACAAGGCACAAUCGUUGACAGGAUCGAUUUUAACAUAGAGUCUACUCAGACUAGAGUGCUUGAAGGUUACAAACAAUUACAAAAAGCUGAAAAUUACCAGCGAAAAAACAAAAAAAUCUACUGCAUACUUAUGUUGGCAAGUAUGAUAAUGUUCAUGAUAGUUCUUACGAUAUUUACAAAAUUUUAAAUUAUUGAUUAAAUAAUGCUAUGCGUAA
Topomyia yanbarensis is the source of this 1182-nucleotide messenger RNA. RefSeq names its product syntaxin-16 (gene Syx16). Gene Ontology annotation, cellular component: SNARE complex; endomembrane system; membrane. Gene Ontology annotation, biological process: intracellular protein transport; vesicle-mediated transport; vesicle fusion. The transcript is spliced from 6 exons. NCBI's taxonomy places the organism in Eukaryota, Metazoa, Arthropoda, Insecta, Diptera, Culicidae. Gene Ontology annotation, molecular function: SNARE binding; SNAP receptor activity. The record is from RefSeq and is a predicted model, not a curated record. The coding region runs from base 249 to 1154 and encodes 301 amino acids.